Messenger RNA from Anarrhichthys ocellatus (wolf-eel), 1395 nucleotides. It is a transcript of the gene endou, whose product is annotated as endonuclease, polyU-specific. Gene Ontology annotation, biological process: immune response. Gene Ontology annotation, molecular function: polysaccharide binding; scavenger receptor activity; RNA endonuclease activity. The record is from RefSeq and is a predicted model, not a curated record. The coding region runs from base 19 to 1182 and encodes 387 amino acids. Lineage: Eukaryota; Metazoa; Chordata; Actinopteri; Perciformes; Anarhichadidae. The transcript is spliced from 9 exons.
GGUUGCAGCUGAGCCAAGAUGAAGGUCAUUGCUGUCCUGGCACUUUGGGUAACCCUGUUCCACCAGGGAUACAGCUACUCAUGUCAGGGUCGGUGUGGCUAUGGAACAGACAAUAAUAUGUCCUGUCAGUGUAACUCGUCCUGUGAGCGCUACAGAGACUGUUGUUCUGACUAUGCUGAACUAUGUAAAGCUGGAGCCACAUCUUGUAAAGGCAGAUGUGGUGAGAAAUACAACAGCCAGAACAAGUGCCACUGCAACUCCAAGUGUGCCCAGCACAAAAACUGCUGCAGCGACUACGCAGACCUCUGUAACAGUGACGGAGGAGGUGGAGAUGGAGGUAUUGCGAUCACUGAUGCUGAGAUCAAGGCUCUCUCUGAGACGCUCUAUGCUCUGGAUUCAAACAAGGCCUCAGCCUCAGAGUUGAUCAUUGAGCCUCAGGCUCUGGUGCCCGACUCUCAGACGAGCUCCAAGAAGGAUCUGUCCUCUAAACCCUUUUUCCGAUACCUGAAUGAGGAGGCUCUGUUCUCCAGACCCACCUACGCUGCUCUCCUUGCUGUGCUGGACAACUACGAGAGGAUGACUGGACAGACAGAGGACUUCAGUGCUCAGCAGCUGGCUGAGCAGGAAGCCUUCCUCAAGGAGACCAUAUCCAACACUGAGCUGGGCAGAGAGCUGUUUGCUUUCCUCUACACCAAGGGCGUCUAUGCGUCAGAGGAAGAGUUCAUUCAGGACCUGAAGAUGAUGUGGUUUGGUCUGUACUCCCGCAACAACAACAAGAUGGACUCCAGCGGCUUUGAACACAUCUUUGCAGGAGAGAUCAAAGGAGGAAAGGUGUCUGGUUUCCACAACUGGAUCCAGUUUUAUCUUCUCGAGAAAAGAGGAAAGAUGAACUACUACAGCCACAGCUUCAAUGGGCCCUGGACUUCCUACCCUGAUGUCAUUGGGAUGCAGUUCAUGUGGGAGGGCUACUUCAAGCAGGUCGGUUCUGCAGUCAUUGGCUGCAGCCCUGAAUUUGACUUUGCCUUGUACAGCCUUUGCUACAUCACUCGCCCGGGAAAACAGUGUCGUCUGAGCCUGGGAGGAAAGGAGCUCAUUAUGCAAACUUACACCUGGGAUAAUUCUUCCUAUGGUGAUGGAAAGAAGUACAUCGGCUCUGCCUUUCCUGCAACCCCCAGAAACUGAGGCUGCCAUCUAAUAAAACAUAAGCAACUCACAGAGGAGUCCGUUUGUGUUUCAUUACUCGUGGUGCAAACACUUCAUAGUAAUAUCCCCAAAAGAAGCAGUUUUCUCAGUAAGAGGUAUUCGUCAAUGUAAUUAAAUGUAUCAAAUGUAAAAAUAUGUAUCGCAACAGCUUAUAUUUUCACUCUUAAAAUGUUUCUAUAAAGUGGGAAUAAA